UAGUAACUAAAAACGGCUAUAAACAUAGCAGUUGAUACAAUUCACGAAAUAUUUGCAUUCGGGCGGCCAAUCGCGCAACAAGCGUGAAAGAGCAGAGGAAUAUUUAAAAAUUUCCUGUCCUUCAAAUUUGCCAACAAGUUGCAUCCUUUUGAAGUGCCGUUUUCAAGGUUUUAUCGCGUGGAGACCCUUCUUCUAAGGCGUGUGCCGGCGCUUUUUCAUCCCGGAGGACCCCGAGGCAUCCAAAGAAGCGGAUGUGUGCGUGUGUUCGUACGUGAGUUGUGUGUGUGCACGAUUUAAAAAUAAAACGGCAAAUACAUAACAAAAAAAUAUAUCGAAAGCAACAGCGCCGCCAAAUACCCAUACAAUCAAAGGCGCGACCUGUACGUGUUUACACAUUCUAGACUGUCCGGCUGUGCUUGUGUUGGUGCGCACCAAAAGUUUCCUUAGCAAUUCUAAAUCAAUCGAAAGCGAAAACGAAUACCAAAAUCCAAACAGAGCGCAGAUAUCAUUUGCAUGUAACGAUUGCAUUUUAUGGACGACUCAGAUUCAUUUGCUUGUUGGAAGUCAGCCGGACGUUGAGCGAGCAACUGAAAACAGAUCACAAUAUACCCAAAAUAUCCAUUCAGCUGUGUCCCAGCUAAACAAAAAGCAUCCACACACUCAUCCCACAAAUCGAAUCGAAUAAGAAUCAAAUCAUCAAUAGAGAGAGAGAUAGAACAUCGGGUAGGAGCAUGAGCCUGUGGAAGCGCAUCUCCAGCCAUGCCGACUGCGAGGCUCGUAUGGCAGCCUACUACGAUGAGAAGGGUCUCUUCGACCUGCGUCUCUGCUUGGCGGCCUGGAUCGAAGACAGAAUAAUGUCCGAACAGAUCACACCAAACUCUGCGGAACAACUGGAGCGCGUGGCCCUCAAGUUCAACGAGGAUCUGCAACAGAAGCUACUCUCGACGCGCACGGCCAGCGAUCAGGCACUCAAGUACCGAGUUGUAGAGCUUUGCACCCAAAUCCAGCGCACAUCUGCCCUCGAGCUGUACACGCAUUUGCGCGGCGGAUUACAAAAGGAGCUGCAGCUAGCGACGGAGAAGAGUGUGGCUACACCAGGUCCAUCGAUGCCCCUCAGUCCCUACAACAUGAACAAUCCAUCCGGCUACAUGGAUCCCAGUGAACUGAUGGCCGUUCAGCCAGCGGUUGGCGCCGGUUUGGGAGUCAUUCACAAUGCGCUAGGCACGGCAAAGGUGGAGCUGUUCGAGAUCGAGCAUCAGAUACUGCAGUACUUUAAUGAAUUCAGCACCUGCGGCAACUCCCUGAAGAUGCUCGUCCAGAACUACAGCUACAUGCUGAACUCCACAGGAUCCCCAAAUCCCGAGGAGGCGUUCAAAUGCCUGAUGACGGAGAAGGCGGCCAUUGUGACGACCCUAUGCCGGAGCUAUAUAUGCUACGAGCCGCUGCAGGAGCUGAUUAUCAGCGAACUGAAUAACUGGCGCCGUCAACAGGCGCUGGCCGGCAAUGGGGCCCCUUUCCAAGAGAGCACUCUUGAUCAGAUUCAGCGUUGCUUCGAGCUACUCGAAUCCUUUAUUGGCCACCUCCUGGCGGCCGUCAAAGAGACGCUUCGUGUGCAUCUCGUCAACGACGAGCCAGAACUGAACAAUCUGCUCGAGCGUGUGAGAGGUGCACAAAAGAAUCUGGUGUGCGCCGCCUUCAUUGUGGACAAACAGCCGCCACAGGUGAUGAAGACAAAUACGCGCUUUGCGGCCUCUGUCCGCUGGCUGAUCGGCUCCCAAUUGGGGAUACACAAUAAUCCGCCCACCAUUGAGUGCAUCAUCAUGUCGGAGAACCAGGCAAAUCGUUUCGUUACCCGCGGCACCCAAAUGGACAGCACCCUGGCUGGUCAGUCUUCGGGGGAAAUACAGAACUGCUCCAGCACCAUGGAAUACCAACAGAAUAACCACAUCUUCUCGGCCAGCUUCAGGAACAUGCAGCUGAAGAAGAUCAAGCGGGCCGAAAAGAAGGGCACCGAGAGCGUCAUGGACGAGAAGUUUGCCCUGUUCUUCUAUGCGACGACCACAGUCAACGACUACCAGAUUCGGGUGUGGACCCUGUCGUUGCCGGUGGUGGUGAUUGUUCAUGGCAACCAGGAGCCACAGUCGUGGGCCACCAUCACCUGGGACAAUGCCUUUGCGGAUAUUGUACGGGAACCAUUUGCGAUCACCGAUCGCGUGACCUGGGCCCAGCUCUCGGUGGCGCUUAAUACCAAAUUUGGGUCAAGCACACAGCGGGCCCUGACCAGGGAUAACCUGGACUUUCUCUUUGAGAAGCUGCAACGCGAUGAGCGUAGUGAUUAUAUCACGUGGAAUCAGUUCUGCAAGGAGCCGCUGCCCGAUCGCAACUUCACCUUUUGGGAAUGGUUCUUUGCCAUCAUGAAACUCACCAAAGACCAUCUGAUGGGCAUGUGGAAGGCCAGCUGCAUUAUGGGCUUCAUCAACAAGGCCAAGGCGCAGGAUGAUCUCAUGCGUUCGGCCACGGGCAUUGGCACCUUUCUGUUGCGCUUUUCCGACAGCGAAUUGGGUGGCGUUACCAUUGCCUAUGUGAAUGAAUACGGAUCGGUUACCAUGCUUUCGCCAUGGACUGCGCGUGAUUUUCAGAUCCUCAACCUGGCCGAUCGCAUACGCGACUUGCAUAUGCUGCGCUGGCUACAUCCGAGCGACACCAAUGGAGUGCCCCAGGAACGGGAUCGCGCAUUUGGCGAGUUCUACUCAGCUCGUGAUGAACCCAAAGCCGGCUAUGUGAGAAGCACGUUACACGUCCAGGUACGCAAUGCGAUUGGAGAUAAUGGUUCCAUUAUUGGGACACCACAGCAUCCCAUACCAUCUCCACCGCAGGAUAGUAGCAUGUCAAUGGGAAACCCUGAGGACUCUGAUUCGGAUGAUAGCUGUGUGUUAGAUGCCAUAGAGAGAUAUGUGGCGGACACAUCACCCGAUGAUCCCGUAUCCCGUGAGAUCAUUGCCACCAUUAUGAGUGCAACGUGUAAAUCCCCACUUUCCUCGAGUUCCGGUGACUUUGCAAUGACGGAUUUCGAUUCGAUGACGAACUUUGUCGAUGUGUAUAAACAGAUUAUAUAAACAAUUGAAAGUGUGCCGUGUGGAUGCCCUCCCCCCCGACCUAGACGAUAUAGAUAUGCCCCCUUCCCCCCAGCAGCGAUUGCAGCCAUCGUGGAACUGCUUUUUAAAAAAGUUUUUAUCGUAAAGUUUUUACCUAAAAUGUAAUUGUAAGAUUUUGGGAAUGCAUCGUUGUGGCAUGUUUAGUUUUGCAUUUGUGAAACGACAAACAACUCUACCAAGAGCAAUGCAUGCAAAUUGCCACCACACCCUAAACACAAAAUAAAAAACACCUGCAGCACACAGCAGCCAAUUAAUUGUAUCUAUUACGAUUCUAAUUAUGUGUGAUCUAUGGAUAACUUUAAGGUUUUCCAUUGGAGUGUGUCCGCAUGUUAUUCGUUUUUUAUACACUACAUAUAUAUUUUUUUUAUACAUACAAUACGAUAUAUUUUUAAUUUGUUUAAAUACUGUGUGACAAAGCAUUCAUUUUACGACGAAUUGUGACGAGAGAAUCGAUUUAGUUAGCGAGUAACUAUUUGUUGAAUCUAAAUUUUUGAUUUUGAUUGUAAUUUUAAAGGAUUUAUUUUUAAACCAACUAUCAAAUCUUACCAACUAAACUACCUUCGAGUUAAGGUCUAAGUUAAACGAAGGAGCAGCGAAGGCAAAUUUUAAUUGCAUUUUAGUUUUAAUUGUAUUAUUUACAUAAUAUUGUGAAAUGCUUUAUGUGAGAGAACCCUUUAGAACCCUACUGCCCCCUUUAUUGGCUUCCAAUGCUGAAAAUGCGCAAAAAUCUAACCGAUCCGUGUAUAUUUUUAAUUGUUUGUGUUUGAGUAUGAGUUUUGAGUUUUGAGUUUGAGAGUCCAGGGCACAGUUUGCAAUGCAUUUCAAAUGCGACAAAUGCGAUUGCCUUUAGUCAGUUUUUAUGGAGAAGCACGAGGAGAACACGAAAUACAUAUGUACAUUAUAUAUGAGUAACAAGAGCAUAAUAUUUUUUCUACACAACCAUAAAACACUACACUAUACACUAUAUCCUACACUAUGCUACACUAAGCUUUGUACCGUGAACCGUAAGAAUUUUAUAAGACUUAAGUACAGACCGCCCAAAAAUAAAACCACCCAAACAAAUAAAUAAAUAAUUCAAGAACUA
This is a messenger RNA of Drosophila persimilis, 4239 nucleotides long. It is a transcript of the gene Stat92E, whose product is annotated as signal transducer and transcription activator. Gene Ontology annotation, biological process: regulation of cell population proliferation; defense response; regulation of transcription by RNA polymerase II. The record is from RefSeq and is a predicted model, not a curated record. The transcript is spliced from 10 exons. Gene Ontology annotation, molecular function: RNA polymerase II cis-regulatory region sequence-specific DNA binding; DNA-binding transcription factor activity, RNA polymerase II-specific. Lineage: Eukaryota; Metazoa; Arthropoda; Insecta; Diptera; Drosophilidae. The coding region runs from base 732 to 3116 and encodes 794 amino acids.